UGGGUGACAGAGUAAGACCCUGUCUGGAAAAAAAAAAAAGGAAAGAAAAUUCUAGAGUUAUUAUAGUCAACAAUAUGUAAAACAAAUUAAAUAUGCAAACUUCGUAAAACCUCAGAUGACAUCACUGUGGUUCUUGAUCAUUGGUCUUCACCAGCUAACAAUUUUUAAAGUGCUGCAAUAUUAACAACUGGCCUACCUCAGAAAGAAAGCGUAAAGAGAACUGAGUUUCUAUUUUUAGACAUAGUAAUUUCACAGAUAUCAGAGAAGCAGACAGUGUACAAAAUCAAUUGAGUCACACUUAAAAGGAGGGGUUGGUGGAUGGGGAGAAAGGCUGCUCUAUAAUGGAGAAAACAGAUUAAAUCAUUUGACCCAGUUUUUGUGAGAGUGCUUUAUAAGCAAACUUCAAGUAUAAGUUCUAUAAUGUUUUAUUAAAUCUAGUUCUAAAGUGGAUGUUUUAAUUCAAAUUUGAGGGUAUAUAUUUAUUAAGAUAUUUAAAUGUAUCAAAGUUAUAAUAUAAGCAUGCCAAAUAUAAAAAAAUAGAUUUUGGAAAUAAAAAAGUAGAGUAAACGCUUUUUAAAUCAAAUUUAAACGCACAUUCACGUCUUUCUCAAUCAGGUGAUUCAUGAGUCAACAAGGCUGACUCUUAACAAAAGGAGUAAAGCUCUAAAAUCUCCAAGAUUUAAAAGCAAAAACAAACAAAAACCAGCCAUGUGUUGUUGUUGUUUUUUAAUAGCUUUCGGAUCAGAUAAUUUAGUGAGUACUUUUCACCACUGAUGCAUUAUGUGUGCAGGGGCUCGUGAAGCUUGAUAUCCAAACUGAACAAACGGCCUUGGCUGCUCAGAACAUCGUGGGAAAGAAACACCGCCGUUCGCCUUGCAGAUGCACCAUCCGUGCUUCCGUUUGGAAAAGGCCACGUAGACGAAUGCCUUCUGGUGAGUUCACCAUUCUCGCCCACAGUCUGAUGUCUCAGCCUGUGAACCCAGAGCAGCCACUCUCGGCCCCCUCAGGCCUGUCCAGGAAUCAGCAAAGCCUCUGUCUGGGGCAAAGCUGCCCCCGCUUUUUUUGUGGCCACUGCAUGGAAGGGGGUAACUGAUGGACUUCAGCACUCGUCCUCGUCAGGCCCCGGCCCAGGGAGCUCGAUGCACUGAGAGGCCCAAGGCCUGGCACCACCAUCUCCAGGCUCAGGUCAGCUGGAUCUGGGUCCCUGGCAGAGGCAGAAGAGUCUCCCCUCCUCUGUGCCUCAUAACCUUGAGAGCAUACAUGUCUCCAAGCAUUUACCACUUGUAUCAAUAGUUUGUGUCUAUUUCCAGGAGACAGAGCUGGUGCCAUUUCCUUGAGGUUAGAGAUCAUCUGGUAGUCACCUUUACAGACCUUGAGGGUAGAAAGGGGUAGCCCCCUUUCCUGGUGUGUAAAAUGGGAAUUAUUCCUAAAAAGCAGGAUCACGGUGCAGAUGAGAUCACAGUUGAGGACAUGUAGCAGAUAAUUGUAACAACAGAAGCAGUCACUCUUCAUCCCACUUCACAGCUCUGGGGAUGUGGAAUCCAUCUUUUUUUUAACCAAAGGAUGCCCAUGGUGCAGAUCUGAAUGCAACGGUCUUCCUUACCUUUCAUGAUAGCAACUUAAGGAAUAGCACAUAAGAAUUUUCUUAAUUCAUACAAAGUUUAUAAUCAAAUAGAAUUACUAUUGUUAUUACACACACACACACACAGUCCUCUCCCAAUCUUAAGACAAAAGGGUUUCUUAGAAACUGGUGUGGAUCUAAUGCCAUCCAAGUAUUAUUGGUGGUGUUUGUAUGCUGAACUGGGGGGAUAUCCUCCAGGCAUCUGCUCUUUAAGAACAAGGAUGGGGUGGCGAGAAGAGAGAGGAAGAGGCAAUUACGGCCUUUGGAGAAAACCAGCACUAAUGCUUCUGGCUGGGAGGUCCUUAAGCUUAGUACCACUUUUUGUUUAUGAUAAUGUUUACAGACAGGGCUUCUCAAUUAUGAGAACCCAGUGUGAUCAACACUUAAUCUCACCCAACUUCAACCAUGCUGAAGAGGCACUAUGGCCCAGGGCACUUCAGUUCUGAGCAUGCAGAGUGAUAUUCACUGUGAAGGUGGUUGUUGGAAACCAUUUACACAGCAACCCAAAUGUUACUACCUUCCUCACUUUCCCCACUUCCCAUUCUCUUCUCUUUUUUCUUUUUCUGUUUCACAUACUUUUCAAAGGCCUUCCCAUGCCGCUACACAGGAAUACUGUUCUUAUCUGCAGUAGGCUGACUAAUGACCCUUAAAGAUAUCAAGUCCUGAUCUCUGAAACCUCCAAUGUUACCUUAUAUGAAAAAAGGGUCUUGCAGAUGUAAUUAAAUUAAAAGAUCUUGAGAUGGGGAGAUCAUGCUGGAUUCUCCUGGUAGGCCCUAAAUGCCUUCCCAAGUGUCCCUUUAUGAAAGAGGCAGAGAAGGCCAGGUGUGGUGGUGCACACUCAUAGGCCUAGCUACUUGGGAGGCUGAGGCUGGAGGAUAACUUGAGCCCAGAAGUUCAAGGUUACAUGAACUAUAAGUGCACCACUAUACUCCAGCCUAGGCAACAGAGCAAGACCAGGUGUCUAAAACAAAAACAAAACAAAACAAAACAAAAGAAAGAAAGAAACAGGUAGAGGGAGAUUUGACAGACAGAAAAGAGGUCAUGUGAACACAGACGCAGAGAUCAGAGUGAUGCAGCCACAAGCCCAGGAAUGCUGGCAGCCACCAGAGGCUGAAAGCAAGGCACUUUCUCUAUAUCCUCCAGGGGAAGUGUGGCCUUGCUCACACCUGAAUUUCCAUCCCAUAAGACCAAUUUCGGACUUCUGGCCUCCAGAACUGUAAAAGAGUAAGUUUCUAUUGUUUUAACCCACCAAGUUUGUAGAAAGCUAUUACAGCAGCCACAGGAAACUAAUGAAUUUUUUAAAGAGAUAACCACCCAACCCAUAGAUUGGGCAAAUCUGGACAGCCAGGUACCCAUUCCAAUGAAGUGAUGGUUAAGAGAAUCACAGCUGAUUAAAACUUCCCACUUCCAAAUAUGCAGAAGCAGAUAUGUUAAACCCCAUAGAGACUUCCCUCCCCCAAAUUAUGAAAGGGCUGUGUUUUUUUGUUAUAAGAAAUGCAAACCAACUUAACAGCAUUAACACUGGAGAAUCGGCUACCACUGUAACAGUUUCAGAGAGAAAACUCUAGCCAUCGGGAACAGAUGGCCCAGGACACAGCCCUAGCAACAGGCCCAAAGCUCCAGGCAUACACAAGUUAACAGACAUGGUCUCUGUGCCAAGGGGCAUACAAACUAGUGGAGAAACCGGCCUUUGAGCAGAUGGGAAUAGGUGAAAUAGAUGGUAUAGUGGAAUCACUGAAGCACAGAGGGAGGCAGCCUCGGUCUGACACUUGAAAUUGGAUUUGCCUGCAGAUUGAAUAGGAAAAGGCCAUCCCAGGAAGUGCCUGUGACAGACUACAUGGCUAGAGGGGUUAGCAAAGGCGAGGCAAGCAGAAAGCAAAGCCACCUUGGCAGCACUGGACAGGCCAUGCCCAGCUAUGAGGCCGCAGGCAUCUGCAAGCCACAUGGGAGGGUGGGUGGGUAUACAGCACCAAUGCAAGUUAACCCGAGUUGCAUUUGGAAAGAUAAAUUUGAUUGAAAACGCACUAGGCUGGGAAGGGAAGGAAGCAAAACUGAGGCAGGAACUUGGUUGCAAUGGCUACAGAUUGGACAGAGCUGCUGCAGGCCAGAAACAGCUGAAAUAAGGCUGGUAAGGACAGGUUUAAGUGGCAUUUAAGAGGUAGAUUGAUAGGACUUAGUGACAGUUGAAUGCAGACAUUGAGAAAUAACCGUCAAGUUUCUGGUUUGGGUAGCAAGGCAGACAGCAGCAUCUUUAAUUAAGUAGGACACAGUCAAGGAUGGAAAAAAUGGUUCAAGGGCAGAUAGAAUGUCGAUAGGAAGUCCAGCUGUGAGCUUGCUGUGUGCACAGCUGUGGGUUGUCCGCAGGGUGUCUAAUGAGGUGGCUGCAUAAACAAUGUGCAUUUUGUAUAAAAGAACAUAUGUGUCUAUGGUGUGAGAGAUCCUGUUUGGGGUGCUUCAGUGUACGGCUAACACUAAGAAGUAGAGGGAGAUUUGACAGACAGAAGAAGGCCAUGUGAACACACAGGCAGAGAUUGGAGUGAUACAGCCACAAGCUCAGAAAUGCUGGCAGCCACCAGAAGCUGAAAGAGGUAAGGAAUUUAGACUGAAAGUCAGGCAUUGGGCAGGCAGAGGCAAACAAGAAACUGCAGGGCGGAUGAGAGGGUGCUGGCUGGCAAAUCCAACAUCACCAACACGAGUGGUGUCAACAAAACCUGCACCAGGUGUUAUGGGAGCACAGAGGAGGGAGCACCAACCCUAGAUACAGCUGAGAAGAUGCCAGUCAGGUGGGGUGGGGAGGUGGUGGAAUCCUGGAGGAAGAAACACCAAUCAAGAUGAAAUUAUCCCGUUAAAACAGGGUGGUAGUGGUGGGGGCAAUAGCUCAGGCAGAAGGGACAACACACUUGAAGCCCAGAAGCCCAGAGGCAAGAGACAGAGCAAGACUAAUUUAGAGGCCUGCGUGUCACAGUGGAGGUGGGGGAAAGAUGGGAGAGGCUGGGGCAAGUCCUCAGGCACUUGUGCGUUGUGGUUUGAACUCUCACCUAGGCAACGGAGAGCCAUUAAACCCUAUGCAAGGGAGUGGCAUGAUCCCUUUUGCUGUUUAGAAAAAUCGCUUUGGCUGUAAUGUGAGGGUGGAUUAAAGGAGGAAACCUGGAGGCUGGGAGAGCAGUUAAGCGGUUACGUUACCAGAGAAACAUUGAGGAGGUCGGACGGACAGGACUUGGGGAUAGACCCAAUACUGGAAGUGAGGGAGGAGCCCACCAUGGUGCCCACAUUCCUGGCUCCAGCAACUGGGCAUAUGUUCCAAGCAUGGAUGAGACUGCAUAGGGUGUGUGUGCCAAAAAACCCAGUGCGAGCAUGGGCAGGGGCAGAAGGGCCAACACAGCCGGCCCAGGAGGAGCAGUCAGCCAAGAGGUGGGAAAUCCAGGGAAUGAGGCGUAACUGAAGCAAUCACUGCUGAAGCAAUUGGAAGCGUGUCACAAAUCAAAGACAGCAACUGAAAGAUGCAACGGUUUCUGCCAGAUUUGGCAGUUAGGUCAAUUCCAGUGAAAUGGUGAGGCCAAAAGCCUGAUCAUAUAGCUCAAAGCAGAGACACUAAUGUGUAUCGUCCUGAGGAAGGUUGAAAAAACAAAAAACAAAAAACAAAAAACAAAACAAAACAAAAAAACAGCUAAGCAGGUGGCUAGAAAGGGAUCGCUCAAGGGAGGCUGCUUCCAGCAUGUGGUAAAGCGAGUACUAGUUUUCUCACCUAUAAAACUAGGAUAGCAGCACACACUCCCCCAGCCUAAUCACAGGGGAACCUAAAACUCAAGGUUCUUUUAAGACUUAUAAUCACUGUUGCCUUCUACCUUCAGAACAGUCACUUUGUGCUUUUCCACCAUACAGUUCAAAAUACAGACACUCUUUAGGCUGGGCAUGGUGGCUCACACCUGUUAUCCAAGCACAUUGGGAGGCUGAGGCGGGUGGAUUGCUUCAGACCAGGAGUUUGAAACCAGCCUGAGCAACAUGGUGAAACUCCAUCUCUACCAAAAAUACAAAAAUUAGCUAGGUGUGAUGGAUGCACCUAUAGUCCCAGCUACUGCAGAGGCUAAGACGGGAGGAUGGCUUGAGCCAGGGAGUGGAGGCUGCAGUGAGCUGAGAUCAUGCCACUGCACUCCAGCCUGGGACUGACAGAGACUCCAUCUCAGGAAAAAAAAAAAAAAAAAAAAAAAAUUAAAGUGUUUUAAAGUUGUAGGAGAAAAUUUUUGGGUGCAAGAUUCUUUAUGUAAGACUAAGAGUCCUCUUAAAAUUAGUCAAACUAAUAAUCUACAACAGAGCUGUUAAUUUGGCAACAAAUUUUUAAUUUGUAUCAAUCUAAUGUCUGUCUUUCACAUACUUCCAAACACUACAUAAAUUAUUUUACCUAGUGCAUACAACUUUCAAAAACUGUAUUUGGCAAUUGACAGACCCUUGACAAUUAUUAACAGGGGUUUUACAUCCCGGAGUUUGAGUGUCUGCGGGAGAACCGUCCCUGCAGGAGGCACUCCCCCUCCACCUGCGACCCGGGCUGGGAGAACACGCGGAGGGCUCCCUUGAGCGGUCUCCGCCAGCGAGGCUUUCCUCCCGGUCGGUGUUGACAGUGUGGCAUUUCUGUUAUCUAAUUUCUGGUUUUGACUGAAAGCGAAGUGAGUUUUCUCAUCAGUGGAGUUGUAAUAUUUCUGCCAAAAAAAAAGAUCACAGCCCUCCGAUGAGCGGGGGCACUAUGCAAAGUCUCCGGCUGCCUGCGGGCCGCUGUGGACGCCCCGGCGGGGGUCAGGGCCGGCCCAGAGGAGUCACCCUCGGACCGACCCCCAUCUGCGCGGCGAACGAGCCCGGACGCCCUGGCCGCGGCCGCCGGGUCCCCACCCAGGGGCCAGGUGGCCAGGUUGCGUCGGGAGGAGGAAAUCGAAGCGCUCUGAGCGACUAUCGGCAGGAGCCGCCUCCCGCGGGCUUUCCUCGCGGGCCGAGAGCGUCUGCCGCCGACCCGAGGACCGCAGGGCCCCGCUCGCCGCCCGCGCCCGUCAGAAAGCCGCGCGUCGCUCCCGUCGCUGUCGCGGUCGUAGGCUCGGGGAGCCGCCCGCCGUCCACCGGUGAACGGGAGCGCGUCCUCCCCUGCCAGGGACUAAGCGGCCGCGCCACGCAUCCCGCCGCGCCGGAAGCGGGGACUACUGGCGGCCCAGCUGGGCAGGACCGCGGCCGAAUGACCCGGGGCGACCCCGCAGCAAAGGCGCCUCCGGCAGGCGGCAAAGUCCCCUGAGAAUCGGCGUGCUCCUCGCCGCGACGGACUCCACCCGGCCGGGGCGCUCAGCCUCCUCGCCGUGGCCCCCAGCCCGGCCGCCUCCCCUAACGGCCGCCGCAGGCUCCCCUCAUGGACCGAGAGCGCGGGCUCGCAGCGCGGCAGCGUCCGUUCGGCGCGCGGCUCCGGGCAGGCCCGCCCUCCCCCGUCCCCUUGCGCCGCGAGCCCCCCCCCGCGCCCCGCCCUCCGGCGCCCGGCGCCCAAUCAGAGUGCCGCGCACGUGACGAGCGAUGCCUGCGAUGACCUCAUCCCUGGUGUGGGAUGACGUCAAAUUCAAGAUGGAUGGAAUCACAACGGCAGCGGCGGCUGCGGCGCGCGCGAGCCGAGUGUGAGCGGAAAGGGGCCCGGCGUCUGCCUCGAGACUGAAGACCG
Molecule: messenger RNA, 7304 nt
Organism: Gorilla gorilla gorilla (western lowland gorilla)
Lineage: Eukaryota; Metazoa; Chordata; Mammalia; Primates; Hominidae
Product: collagen alpha-1(I) chain-like
Exons: 1
Coding region: 6345-6893 (182 amino acids)
Source: RefSeq, a predicted model, not a curated record